This is a messenger RNA of Exophiala xenobiotica, 1794 nucleotides long. RefSeq lists its product as uncharacterized. NCBI's taxonomy places the organism in Eukaryota, Fungi, Ascomycota, Eurotiomycetes, Chaetothyriales, Herpotrichiellaceae. The record is from RefSeq and is a predicted model, not a curated record. Gene Ontology annotation, molecular function: alpha-1,2-mannosyltransferase activity. Bases 1 to 1794 code for a protein of 597 amino acids. Gene Ontology annotation, biological process: protein N-linked glycosylation. Gene Ontology annotation, cellular component: endoplasmic reticulum membrane. The transcript is spliced from 2 exons.
AUGGAUCCCAGCAACGAGCAGUCUAAGCAGCGUCGGAAGCCGAUCAGUAUGCCUACGGGAGUUCAGUUACAGACCACUCCGAAGCCGGCACCAGCGAGGUUCUAUCUACCAUUGAAUGUGGCUUUCUACCUGUGUUUCGCUUCGCAUCUGCUAGCAGCUCUCUAUGCCCCCAUUCAAGACUGCGACGAGACUUUCAAUUACUGGGAACCCUUGCAUUAUCUCACCCAUGGGUACGGUCUCCAAACGUGGGAAUACUCGCCAGAGUACAGCAUCCGAAGCUGGGCGUACGUUCUCAUCCACGCCAUUCCAGCCAAAAUUGCUGGCCUUCUCGGACGCAGCAAAAUUCUGGAAUUUUAUGCGUUGCGGGUCAUCUUGGCCUUCAUUUGUGCAGCAACCGAGAUUCGACUGUACUCGGCCAUAUCUCGAGUCCUUAACCCAAGGAUAGGGGUCAUAUUCUUGAUGAUUGUUGCCUUCAGCCCUGGCUUCUUCUACGCGUCUUCUGCAUUUCUGCCGUCCAGCUUCACCAUGUACACCUCUGCUCUCGGACUCACUUCGUUUAUGGACUGGCAUGGCGGACCGAAAACAGCGACGGGCAUUAUGUGGUUUGGGAUAGGAGCUCUGCUGGGCUGGCCCUUUGCAGGAGCGCUUAUAAUACCCUUCGUCAUCGAGGAAUGGUUGAUCACCUUGAUAGGUCAAGCCGACAUGUUCGAGACUUUCCGGCGCUACCUGGAUGGUGUCGUUCGCUGUCUCAUUGUUCUCGCUAUCCAGGUCGGUAUUGAUGCCUUCUUCUACCACGCACCAGUUGUGGUCCCGUGGCGCAUUGUGGCAUACAACGUUUUCGGUGGGAAGGAUCGAGGACCAGACAUUUUUGGGACGGAGCCCUGGGAUUAUUAUGUUCGCAACCUGCUUCUCAACUUCAACUUGUGGUUUGUCCUGGCCGUGGCCUCCGGGCCUCUCUUCCUGCUGCAAUCGGUCAUCUUCAAGCAAAAGACGACGAAUCAGCCAUCCUUCAGGACGCUCACGUUUCUCAUACCCUUCUACUUGUGGCUUUGUAUCUUCACCCUCCAACCCCACAAAGAAGAGAGAUUCAUGUUCCCUGCCUAUCCGCUCCUGGCACUCAAUGCAGCGAUAGCAUUUCAUUCAUUUCUAGCAUGGAUCGGGUCACCAAACUCGUUUGUCUUUGGCAAGAUCCCAGCCAAACUCAAGCUGGCAGCCGUUCUUCCGAUCAUCUUCCUGGCCAUCAAUGUCGGCUUGCUCCGAAUUGUUGGAAGUGUUACUGCAUAUCGGGCACCACUGCAGAUAUACGGCACCCUCCAGGUUCCAAACGCCACUGAAAGUGGUGACACAGUAUGCUUCGGCAAAGAUUGGUAUCGCUUCCCGUCAUCUCACUUUCUCCCCAACGGCGUGCACGCAAAGUUCAUCAAGAGUGAAUUUGACGGCCUCCUUCCCGGCGAAUUUCAUGAAGGCAACACCGGGUUUGGAUUGUUUCCUGGUACAUGGCUAAUCCCAUCCGGAAUGAAUGAUCGCAAUGAAGAAGACCCUGGAAAGUACACCGACGUCCAACAUUGCACCUACCUAGUGGACUCAUAUAUGCCUGGUAUGCGGGCAACAGAGCAUGAGCCGCUAUACCUUCGAGAUGAGAAAUGGGAGCGAAUUUCAUGUGUACCGUUCUUGGAUGCAUCUCACACAGGAACGGUUGCUAGAACCCUGUGGAUCCCUGAUCUUCCCUUCAUCCCUCCAAAGUACCGUCGACACUGGGGAGAGCACUGUCUCCUGCGACGGAGGAAUUCCUGA